AUGGUUUUCUUUUUUUAUUUCUUUCUUUUUCUUUUAUCAACUUCUUUUUUUUUGCUUAUGGUACUCUUUUUUGGAUUCUUUCUUUUCUUCUCUUUUUAUCAACUGUCUUCAUCUUUUUUUUUCUUUUGGUUUUCUCUUUUUUUUCUUCUUGCUUUCUUUUUCUUUUUUCUCAACUUUCUUUUCCUUUUUUGUUUAUCACUCUCUUUUUUCUUUCUUUUUUCUUUUUUUUUAACUUCUUUUUUUUUUUGCUCAUGUAUCUUUUUUUUUUUUUUUUUUUCACUUUUUUUAACUCUCUUUUCUUUUUUGCUUUCUUCUAUUUAUCUUUUCUUUCUUUUUUUUUUGCUUUUUCCUUUUCUUUCUUUUUUCCUCUUUUUUUCAAUCUUUUUUGUUUCUUUUAUAAUCUCUUUUUGGAUUCUUUUUUCUUCUCUUUUAUCAACUAUCUCUUCUCUUUUUGCUUAUGGUACUUUCUUUUUCUUUCUUUUUCUUUUUUAUCAACUCCUUCUUCUCUUUUUUUUUUUGGUUUGUUUUCUUUUUUAUUGUUUUUUUGCUUUCUUCUCUUUUUCUUCAACUGUUCUUUUCUUUUCUUUUUUUUGCUUAUGGUACUUUUUUUCUAUUUUGCUUUCUUUUUUUUUUCUUUAUCUUUCUUUUUCACUUUUUGCUUUUGGUUCUCUUUUUCCUUGUUUUCUUUCUUUUUCAACUUAUUUUCACUUUCUUUUUUUUCUUUCUUUGGUUUCUUCUUUCUUUUUUUUUCUUGUUUUUCUUUUUUUCUUUUAUUUCUUCUUCUUUUCUUUUCUUUUUUUUUUAUUCAUCAUCUUUCUUGAUUCUUUUUUGGUCUCUUUUUUCUUUCUUUCUCUUUAUUUUUUUAUCAUUUUUUGCUCUCUUUUUUUUCUUUCUUUUUUAUUUUAUUUUCUUUUCUUUCUUCACUUUUUGCUUAUGGUACUCUCUUUUCUUUCUUUCUUUUCUUCUUUUUUUAUCAACUUCUAUCUCUUCAUUUUUGCUUUUGGUACUCUUUUUUGGAUUUUUGCUUUUUUUUUUUCUUCCUCUUUAUCAGUUUUUCACUUUUUGCUUAUGGUACUCUCUCUUUUUUUCUUUUUUUCUUUCUUUUUUUUUUCUCUUUGUCUCUUUUUUUUUUUUCUUUCUUCUUCUUUUUUUUUGAUUCUUGUUUUCUUCUUUUUUAUCAACUCUUUUUUCACUUUUUUUGUAUUUACUCUUUUUUCUUUCUUGUUUCUUUUCUUUUAUCAACUGUCUCUAGGUUUUUUUUUCUUUUCUUUCUUUUUCUUUUGGAUUCUUUUCUUUCUUCUUUUCUUUAUCAACUGUCUCUUCUUUUUUUGCUUAUGGUAUUCUUUUUUCUUUCUUGUUUCUUCUCUUUUAUUUUGUUUCUUUCUUUUUUUUUUGCUUUUGGUUUUCUUUUGUAUUCUUCAUUCUUCUUUUUUUCUCUUUUUUUUUCUUCACUUUUUGCUUAUGGUCCUCUUGAUUUUUUUUUUUGUUUCUUUUUUUUUAUUUUGUCUCUUUGUAUUUUUUUCAUUAUGGUCUUUUUUUUCUUUUUAUUUUUUCCUUUUUUUUUUUUUCUCCUUCUUUCUUUUUUUUUGCUUGGUUUCUUUCUUUCUUUUCUUUUUGUAUUUUGUCUCUUUUUCUUUCUCUGUUUCUUCUUUUUUUUUUUUUCUUUAUUUUUUUGGUUUUUCUCUUUUGGAUUUCUUUUCUUUCUUCUCUUUUUCUUUUGUUCUUUCAUUUUUUUUGCUUCUUUUUUCUCUUUUUUUUCCUUUCUUGCUUUCUUCUUCUUUUGUCAUCUGUUUUUUUUUUUUUUUGUUUCAUCUUUCUAUCUUCUUUUGUUUUUUUUUUUCUUUUCUUUUUUUUUUCUUUUCUUUUUUCUUUUUUGCUUAUUCUUUUUUUCUUUUUUGGAUUCUUUCUUUUUUUUUUUUUUUAUUUUCUUUUCUUCUCUUUUUGCUUAUUUUAGUUUCUUUUAGAUUCUUCUCUUUUUCUUCUUUUUUAUCAACUGUCUCUUCUCUUUUUUUUCCCUUUUCUUUUUUUUCUUUCUUUUUUUUUUCUUUGGUUUUAUCAACUGUUUCUUCUCUUUUUGUUUCUGGUAAUUCUUUUGAUUCUUUUUUUUUCUUCUCUUUUUAUCAACUGUCUCUUCACUUUUUGCUUUCUUCUUCUUUUUUUUCUUCCUUUCUUUUCUUUUUAUCAACUGUCUUUCUUUUUUGCUUUUUCUCUUUUUUUUCUUUUUUUCUUUUCUUUUAUUUUUCUUCUUUUUUUUUCUUUUUCCUUUUUUCUUUUUCUUUUUUUUUUUUUUUUUCUCUUUUUCUUUUUUUCUUUCCAUUUUUUUUAUCAACUUUCUUUUUCAUUUUUUUUUUCUUUUUUUCUUUUGGAUUUUUGUUUUUUUUUUUUUUUUUUUUUUCUUCCUUUUUUUUUUCUUUUUUUUUUUCUUGCUUUCUUCUCUUUUUUUAUUUUUUUCUUUUCAUCUUUUUUUCUUUUCUUUUUUUUGUCUUUUUUUCUUUCACUUUUAUUUUCUUUGUCUCUUUUCUUUACUUUUUUUUUUUUUUUUCUUCUCUUUUAUUUUUUCUUUUCUUUUUUUUUCUUCAUUUUUUUUUCUUUUUUUUUUCUUUUUUUCUUCUUUUAUUUGCUUUUUUCUUUUUUUUCUUUUUUUUUCUUUUUUUCCUUUUCUUUUCUUUUUUUUUCUUUUCUUUUUUUGUUUUUUUUCUUUUUUUCUUUUCUUUUUAUUUUUUUGAUUUUUUUUGGUUUCUUUUCUUUCUUUCUUUUUUUCUUUUAUUUAUUUCUUCUUUCUUUUUGGUUUUUCCUUCCUUUUCUUUUCUUUUUUUCUUUUUCUUUGGUUUGCUUUUUCACUUUUUCUUUGGUUUCUUUUCUUUUUGUCAUUCUUUCUUUUUCUUUAUUUUUUCUUUUUCUUCUCUUUUUUUCUUAUUUUUUUUUUUGAUUCUUUUCUUCUUCUUUUUUUUUUUGUUUUUCACUCUUUUUUUCUUUUUUUCUUUUUUUCUUUUUUUCUUUCUUUUUUUUCCUUUUUUUUUUUUUUUUUUUCUUUUUUCUUUUUCUUUUUUUUCUUUUUUUUUUUUCAACUUUUUUCUCUUUUUUUCUUUUUGUUCUUUUUCUUUUCUUUUUAUUUGA
This is a messenger RNA of Acanthosepion pharaonis, 3117 nucleotides long. Lineage: Eukaryota; Metazoa; Mollusca; Cephalopoda; Sepiida; Sepiidae. The record is from the annotation of a GenBank genome assembly.